Molecule: messenger RNA, 8154 nt
Organism: Megalops cyprinoides (Indo-Pacific tarpon)
Lineage: Eukaryota; Metazoa; Chordata; Actinopteri; Elopiformes; Megalopidae
Gene: chd2
Product: chromodomain helicase DNA binding protein 2
Exons: 39
Coding region: 671-6151 (1826 amino acids)
Biological process (GO): nucleosome organization; regulation of transcription by RNA polymerase II
Cellular component (GO): chromatin; nucleus
Molecular function (GO): ATP binding; chromatin binding; histone binding
Source: RefSeq, a predicted model, not a curated record
UAGGGGAAAUAUGUACAUAGAAUUUUAGUAUUUUCAGUAUAAAAUGAAAGGGGUGGGUCUUUCGUACAUCACCUGGGUACUGGGGUAAAUGGAAAGAACGUCAAUCAAAGGCUGAGCUUUCAGAGCAGGGAAGGAGCCCUAGAUGGCGGCUGAGCCUUGGCGAGGAGAGCGCAUUGAGAGUCGCUGGGCUUUCUCGGGCACUUUCCCGUAACUUUUAAAAACUUUCAGACUGUCGCGAGGGCCAAUGAACUAAAAUAUAGACUGCGUACGAUUCAUUUAAUGUAAAAAUUAAAGCCGUUUUUGUGUUUAAUUCACGCUUUCGUCGAGAGGAGUGUUACAGUGCUGUCUAUGCGCGAGUCGUUGUUUUCCCUGCCUAGCGCUAGGCAGCCAUGGCGCACCUCCAUUUUUAGUCCGCUCUGCUAACGUGCUUCUCUUGACUGCUAUUUCAUUAUACACGGCGGGUAUUUCUUACUAAAUUUGAUUUCUAAAUUAAACGAAUUUAUCCGUAUAUAUUUUAAACGAGAUAUUUUCUUUUUGAAAUCGCGAAACGGAAUAAAUACUUGUUUGCCAGACUGGAAAGCAAGACUAUUCUACCUGUCUCUACAUGGAAUCGUAAAUACCGGGACUACAGAGCACCACAAAUAAAAAAAAAACUUUUCAGGAUUAAACGAUGAUGAAGAAUAAGAACAAAAAACAAGAGGAUGACGGCUCGACCCAAAGCAAUGCAUCAAGCAAUUCGGCUUCAGAGGAAUCCAACCAUUCCGCCUCGGACUCUGGGAGCCAAUCAGAGAGCGAGCAGGGCAGCGAGCGGGGACGAUCCCAUCAUUCCGAGUCUAACAGCACCUCAGAGUCAGAGAGCCACUCCGAGUCUGAGAGCGAGUCCACCGGGUCCAAGUCCCAGCAUGCCGCAGUGGAAGUCAAGGAUAAGCCCGUGAAAAAGAAGGAUAAUCUAGCGGACGUUAAGAAGAUGUGGGAGGAACAUCCAGAUGUGUACGGUGUGAGGCGGUCGAACCGUAGCAGACAGGAACCAGCACGGCUGAACAUCGGUGCAGAGGGUAGCAGUGAAUCAGAAAGUGAGGGUCCAAAAAGGAAAGGACUCCGUCAGAAGAAGAAAGAAAAUACCUGGAAAGAUGACUCAAAUGACGACGAAGAGGAGGAGGAGGAUGAGGAUGAGGAUGAAGCCAGCAGUUCAGACAGUGAGCAGGAAGAGAAAAAAGUUAGAUCCAGACGACUCCCAGCUCGAAGACCACAGACCAAAACAGCUGCGGUCAAAAAGCAGCAAUCACAAAAGACCAAGAAACCUAGGAAGCAGGAGUCGUCUGAUGAUGAGGAGGAGGAGGAAGAUGAUGACGAUGAUGAAGACACUCCAAAGAGACAAACACGGCGGAGAGCAGCUACAAAAGUCAGUUAUAAGGAAGAUCAGAACGACUUUGAGACGGACUCCGACGACCUCAUCGAGAUGGCGGGGGAUGGGGCGGAGGAGCAGCAGGACGAUGACAGCGAAACCAUUGAGAAGGUCAUGGACACCAGAACAGGCAAAAAAGGAGCCACAGGAGCUGCCACCACGCUGUAUGCUGUGGAGGCCAACGGAGACCCGGGCGCAGACUUCGACCCUGAGAAGGACGAGGGCGAGACCCAGUACCUGAUCAAGUGGAAGGGCUGGUCCUACAUCCACAACACCUGGGAGAGCAUGGAGUCCCUGACCCAGCAGAAGGUCAAGGGCCUGAAGAAGCUGGAGAACUUCAAGAAGAAGAACGAGGAGCUCAACGCUUGGUUGGCGAAGGCGUCCCCUGAGGAUUUGGAGUACUACAACUGCCAACAGGAGCUGAACUCUGACCUCAACAAGCAGUUUCAGAUUGUUGAGAGAGUCAUAGCAACAAAGACCGGGAAGAGCCAGGGUUCCUCUGAUUUCCCUUCGCACAGUCACAAGACGCCGUCGUCUUCCAACGAGCCGGAGUACCUGUGUAAGUGGAUGGGUCUGCCCUAUGCCGAGUGUAGCUGGGAGGAUGGAGCUCUCAUUGGAAAGAAGUUUCAGCACUGCAUAGACAGCUUCAACAGCAGGAACUCCAGCAAAACCAUCCCUUCCAAAGACUGCAAAGUGCUGAAACAGAGGCCAAGGUUUGUCACCUUGAAGAAACAGCCAUUGUACAUUGGGGGAGAGAAUCUGGAACUCCGAGAUUACCAGCUGGCAGGCUUGAACUGGCUCGCCCAUUCCUGGUGCAGGUGUAACAGCGUGAUCCUGGCCGACGAGAUGGGCCUUGGUAAGACCAUCCAGACCAUCUCUUUCCUGUCCUACCUGUUCCAUCAGCACCAGCUCUACGGCCCCUUCCUGCUGGUGGUGCCCCUGUCCACACUCACCUCCUGGCAGCGCGAGUUUGACACCUGGGCCCCGGACAUGAAUGUGGUGGUCUACCUGGGGGAUGUCCUAAGCAGGCAGACGAUCCGUGACUACGAGUGGGUCAACCAGCAGACGAAGAGAAUAAGAUUCAAUGCACUUUUGACCACAUAUGAAAUUCUACUGAAAGACAAGGGGGUUCUGGGAAACAUAAACUGGGCCUUCCUGGGAGUUGAUGAGGCCCACAGACUGAAGAAUGAUGACUCUCUGCUGUACAAAACGCUGAUGGACUUCAGGUCCAACCACAGGCUGCUGAUCACCGGGACCCCGCUGCAGAACUCCCUAAAGGAGCUGUGGUCCCUGCUUCACUUCCUCAUGCCUGACAAGUUUGAGUCCUGGGAGGAUUUUGAGGAGGAGCAUGGCAAAGGGAGGGAGAACGGCUAUCAGAGCCUGCACAAAGUCCUGGAGCCCUUUCUGCUGCGGAGAGUGAAGAAGGACGUGGAGAAGUCCCUCCCGGCCAAAGUGGAGCAGAUCCUGCGGGUGGACAUGACGGCCCAGCAGAAGCAGUUCUACAAAUGGAUCCUGACCCGGAACUACAGAGCCCUCUCCAAGGGCACGCGCGGGAGCUCCUCCGGCUUCCUCAACAUCGUCAUGGAGCUGAAGAAGUGCUGCAACCACGGCUUCCUCAUCAAGCAGUCUGAAGAAUGCGACAAUGCCACCCAGCAGGAGCGCCUCCAGGGCUUGGUGAGGGGCAGUGGUAAGCUUGUUCUCCUGGAUAAGCUGCUGACCAGGCUGAGAGAGAGGGGGAACCGUGUCCUCAUCUUCUCCCAAAUGGUCCGAAUGUUGGAUAUCCUGGCGGAGUACCUGGCUCUCAAACGCUGCCCUUUUCAGCGCUUGGACGGUUCGAUAAAGGGAGAGAUCAGAAAACAAGCACUUGACCACUUUAAUGCUGAGGGCUCUGAGGACUUCUGUUUCCUGUUGUCCACCCGAGCCGGCGGCCUGGGCAUCAACCUGGCCUCUGCAGACACGGUGGUCAUCUUCGAUUCAGACUGGAACCCACAGAACGACCUGCAGGCGCAGGCCAGGGCGCACAGGAUAGGCCAGAAGAAACAGGUAAAUAUUUAUCGUCUUGUCACCAAGGGAACGGUUGAGGAGGACAUCAUCGAAAGAGCAAAGAAGAAGAUGGUGUUAGACCAUCUGGUCAUUCAGAGAAUGGACACGACCGGACGGACUGUACUGGACAACAACUCAGGAACUUCAAACUCAAAUCCAUUCAACAAGGAGGAGCUAACGGCCAUUUUAAAGUUCGGAGCUGAGGACCUUUUCAAGGAGCCUGAAGGGGAGGAGUCAGAACCACAGGAGAUGGACAUCGAUGAGAUCUUGCGCCUGGCCGAAACCAGGGAGAGUGACCAGGGUUCGAGUGCCACAGACGAACUGCUCUCCCAGUUUAAGGUGGCCAACUUCUCCACCAUGGAUGAGAGCACCCCUGAGCUGGAGGCCCCGCCCGUGCGCGACUGGGAUGACAUCAUCCCGGAGGACCAGCGGAGGAAGCUGGAGGAGGAGGAGAAGCAGAAGGAGAUGGAGGACAUCUACAUGCUUCCCAGGAGCAGGAGCUCCAACAAGAAGGCUCAGGCUAAUGACAGCGACAGCGACGUGGGCUCCAAGCUGAAAAACAGGUCUUCGGGAUCGGACAGCGAGACGGACGACAGCGAGGAUGACAAAAGGCCGAAGAGGCGGGGGAGACCGCGAGCUCGCAAGAACAACGUGGAGGGCUUCACGGACCCCGAGAUCCGCAGGUUCAUCAAGGCUUAUAAGAAGUUUGGAGCUCCUCUAGAAAGGCUCGAGGCCAUCGCUCGCGAUGCGGAGCUGGUGGACAAGUCGGUUGCUGACCUGAAGCGGCUGGGAGAGCUGGUCCACAGCAGCUGCGUGACUGCAGUCCAGGAGCAUGAGGAGCACAUUAAGGAGAACCCCAGCGAGGCAAAAGGGCCAGGGAAGCGCAGAGGCAUCAACAUCAAGAUCUCUGGGGUUCAGGUCAACGCCAAGUCCAUUGUUCAGCACGAGGAGGAGUUUGAGCCCCUGCACAAAGCUAUUCCCUCCAAUCCUGCAGAGAGGACCAAGGGUUUCCAGCUGACCUGUCGGGUGAAGAUGCCACACUUUGACGUGGACUGGGAUGUGGAGGACGACACCAGGCUCCUGCUGGGGAUUUACGAGCAUGGCUAUGGCAACUGGGAUCUGAUCAAAACCGACCCAGAUCUCAAGCUCUCCACUAAGAUUCUUCCAGACGACCCGGACAAGAAGCCACAGGCUAAACAGCUGCAGUCGAGAGCAGACUACCUCCUCAAGCUGCUGAAGAAAGAGCUGGAGAGCAAAGAUGUCCCUAAACCGGGGGACGAGACCAAAGUGAAGAAGAGGAAGCCGCGCGUGAAGAAGGAGAACAAGGCUCCCAAAGACGAGCAGGGUAACGAUAUGGCCUCCCCGCGGCUCUCGGACGUCCCGUCGGAGGAAGGAGAGGUCAAGGAUGACGGCGCGGAGAAGAGCCCCAGCAAAAAGAGACAGAAGACAAAGGACAACAAAGAGAACAAGGAAAAACAGGGAACUCCGAAGAAAGAGAAGGAAGGAGACAAAGAGAAAAAGCGUUCCAAGCCAAAGAAGGAGAAGACCAAAGCAGGGUCCAGAGGUAAGAAGCAGCAGGGCCCAGUCCACAUCACCGCAGGGAGUGAACCUGUUCCCAUCGGAGAUGAGGAUGACGAGCUGGACCAGGAGACCUUCAGCAUUUGCAAGGAGAGGAUGCGGCCGGUGAAGAAGGCCCUGAAGCAGCUGGACAAGCCGGACGAGGGCCUGUCGGUCCAGGAGCAGCUGCAGCACACACGUACCUGCCUGCUGAAGAUUGGGGACCGCAUCACAGAGUGCCUCAAAGCCUACAGCGACCCAGAGUACGUCAAGACCUGGCGCCGAAACCUCUGGAUUUUCGUGUCCAAGUUCACCGAGUUUGGUGCCAGGAAACUACACAAGCUAUAUAAAAUGGCCCAGAAGAAGAGGUCGCAGGAGGAAGAGAAAGAACAGAAGAAGAAGGAGGACUCAUCCAGCAGGAAGAAGCCCUUCAGGCCGGAGCCGUCUGCCUCCAGCCGAGACUCCAUGGGCGCCCAGCCGUCCCAAAAGUCCCACCCACCUCUGUCUCACCCACCCCAGGCGCCCACCCAUGUGCACCACAGAGAGCCCUACAACCAGCCCAAUAAGCGGCACUUCGGGGGUGACGACCGAGGAGAGUGGCAGAGAGAUCGGAAGUAUAACUACCCCGGAAACAGCAAUCAGUCAUGGCAGGGGGAACGCCAUCACCCGUACGAUCAGCAUCGCUACAAGGAUCACCAUUACAGCGAUCGCCGGCCACAUGGCGACCCCUACCGGAGCUCCGGAAACUACCGCAUGGGCGGGUCCCCCCGCAAGAGGCCGUAUGACCAGUACGGCAAUGACCGUGAUCACCGGGGCCACCGUGACUACUACGACAGGCACUCGGACCCAAAGAGGCGACGCACCGACGACUUCCGCUCGCAGAACUACCACCAGGGCGGCGGCGGUCACCCGCAGGACUUCAGGAGGGUGCCGGACCACAGGGCCCAGCCCAACCACGGGCCCAUGGCCCCAGAACACUACCGGCCCUUCCACCCGGACAAACCGGGCGACUACAAGCCGCCCCCUCUCCUGGACCCCCGCUCCCCGCAGGCCCAGAGAUCCCCGCACGACUCGCGCUCGCCGCAGGAAAGGACCGCAGAGCCCAAAAACCCCACCGACUUCAACUGGAACAAUAGAAAGACAUGAGGGUGCCGCGCUCACCCAGUGGGGGCCAGACUGAGCGUGCUCACAACACGCUGGGGGAAUAAAAAAAACAGAAUAAAAAGGGAUGCAGGAGAACACACACAUAUACAUACACACACACACACACACACACACACACACACACGUGCGCGUGCUGAGUGUGCUGCUAAACAAAAGGCCAGUCCUGGCAAGACUUUCACUUCUCUUUGUUGUGAAGUUCUAGGCUCAACUUGCCAAUAAAACUGAAAGGUGGGAGAAACACAGAGAGGAUGAGAGCGCCGUUGACCAGCAGCUAGCCCCCCCCCGCCCCCCUCCGCCCCGUUCCCCACCUUUUUCUCUUCAUUGUUUGUGUGACUGUAGUAAUGUGAUGGGCACAGACUAAAAAUCAAAAGUGUAGUAAAAGGUAUUCUUGUGGAAAUGAGCUGAAAACGUGAGGAAUCAUGUUGAAGUCUGAAACACCUGUUAUUUUAACACGGUUAAGUUGAGCGCAAGCUCCCUUUGGGCAGGUAUGUGCUGUAAAGGAGUUGAAUUGUCAAGCUUGGUUAGUCCCAUGGACUGUUUAUGGGGGAGAGUUCAAUGCCUUCACAUUAACAAUUAGUCUGGAUUUGGAAUAUGAAAGUGCCUCAAACACUUGGCCUAUCUUUUGACAGAUAUUAAAUGUGUAGGGAUUUCUUCCCCCAACGUGGCAUUUUUUUAAAAUUUGUUUUCAAAAUAAGGUCACCUCUUGCUACCAAGUAUUGUGUAAAGCUGAGUACACUGACGUCAUCUGGGUCUUACAGAAGCUCAUGGCUUCUCAUGGCAGAGGCAAUGUGUAGGUUAUGAUUUGACAAAAACAGACAUUUGUCUUAAGUUGAUUAUUCUUGCUGGUAAAAAUGUGAGUGGGAGUGGGUUCUACCUUUUCAUGAAGUACUUCAUGUGAUCCUUGCUCUACGAGGAUAUUUCCCCUAACGUUUCAAGAAGGCCAACUUACUGAUCUCGGGGGGUAGUUACUUCUGUAAUACAGUAAUGAAAUCACACCCCCUGCCCUGUCAUGUCGUCAGUCCAUAGCUGUCAAAAACCCAGAGGUUAGCUGAUAAUGGCGAGUUACAUUUGCUCGGUCUCAUCAGUAUUUCAGGUUAAUACAGACCAUGUGCAAAUGAUUAAAACACUAUAAUUAAAAGUAAGCUAUUCUAAUUGACUUUUUCUUCUGGGUUUGUUGUGGAUGAAUAAUGUCAAUACAGGGCCAACAAAUCUAUGAGACUUGUGCAGCUGAUCUUGCACUACAAGUACAGUAUUCUACCUUUUCUGCUGAUUCUUAUGUAACAUGAAUCUACAAUACAGCAUAAUGAAAGAAAAUACUCCUUUUUUUCCAGUUCACAUAUAUAUUUUUUAAAGUUAAUAUAUGUAAAUUAUGCCUUUAAACAACCCGCAAAACCAUGAGAAUGCCAAUUGGUUUGUGUAAAGGUCUGAGUAUUGAUGACAAAAAAGGUUCCUUGGCUGUGAACAGUGAGGGUGAUGAUGAUAACACUUUGAGUGCCAUAUCACAAAUUGUCCUGUCCCGUUAACGAUUGUCCGACGGUGUAGUGUGCUUUCCAGCUGUGCCUUAUUCUUGUUGAAAGACUGUAUGUAUAUGUAAGUAUGGCUAUACAGAUAUUGUCAUCAUUGAACUCCAGAGAGGAAGCAGUAUUAAACCGCAAAAAAAGAAAAAAAAAUUUUCAGUCGUGGUAUGAAAUGCUUGUUCCGCCGAGAAUGUCAGCCGGGGGGAGGGAAGGCGGAUUUUGUUGAUCGUGUUUAAACUUUGAAAAGUCCAAAGAAUCGUGAGGAAGGAUUUCAUUGCACAGAAGAAGCGGCAGGCGACACGCCCCCAGAUAACUGGACAUCCACAACAAGGAGACAGGAGUCGGGGGCAGUGGACCCCUCUCCGUCUUUUUUUUUUUUUUUUUCUGGUUCCUCGAUUCCUCGGAUGUGUACUACUCUCUAAAGGAAACUUUGAAGAAACCAAUCUAAAUAAUUUAUAUUUGUGAGAA